AAAAUAUUUAGUAUGUUUCGGUUAUUGUCGCGCUGGGCCUGUGUUGAAAACGGAAGGAGGGAGCUCUUUGGUCGGCGGCGACGCGUUUCAGACCUUUCAUAGGGAUUUGGUACAGCUCCCCAUGCCGUCUCCUCCGUUGUCCUGCGAGCUGCGACUCCUGUCGCUGCCCUCUUAAGAUUCCACCCUCUUCCUCCUCAUUUUUUUUUUUCUCUCUCAAGCUGUCUGCGCUCGGAUUCUUCAUAUUCUUUAUUCAGUUAAAAUGCCCGACCUUCAGUUUGGAACCCAUACUGUAAGAUCCCAUGGAGUUAAAGUAGCAAGGGUGCACAUGCAUGAUUGGCUGAUUCUUUUUCUUCUUGUCGCGAUAGACGUUGUCUUGAAUGUUAUAGAACCAUUCCACCGCUUUGUUGGAGAAGACAUGAUGACAGAUCUGAAGUAUCCACUGAAAAGCAAUACAGUUCCUUUUUGGGCUGUUCCUAUACUUGCAGUAUUGUUGCCUUUUGCUAUCAUUCUAGUCUACUACUUCAUCAGGAGAGAUGUUUAUGAUUUUCACCAUGCCAUAUUGGGUCUUCUGUUUUCUGUUCUUGUCACUGGAGUUAUAACUGAUGCAAUCAAAGAUGCUGUUGGUCGACCUCGUCCAGACUUCUUCUGGCGUUGUUUCCCAGAUGGAAAAGGGGUGUUUGAUUCUGUUACGAAGAAUGUUCUUUGCACUGGAGAGGGGAGUGUCAUAAAGGAAGGACACAAAAGUUUCCCAAGUGGACAUACUUCUUGGUCUUUUGCAGGUCUUGGUUUUCUUGCAUGGUACUUGUCUGGGAAAAUAAGGGCAUUUGAUCGCAGGGGCCAUGUUGCAAAGCUUUGUAUUGUAUUUCUUCCUUUACUUGUUGCAGCUUUAGUUGCAAUUUCUCGAGUUGAUGACUAUUGGCAUCACUGGCAGGAUGUCUUUACUGGAGGUCUUAUAGGACUGAUAAUUGCUUCAUUUUGUUACCUGCAAUUUUUCCCUCCUCCGUAUGACAUUGAUGGUUGGGGACCUCACGCAUACUUCCAGAUGUUAGCUGAGUCUCGAAACGGUGAAUCCACCAGCACAAAUGGUCUUAGAGUACAAUCAAUGGACAUUGAAACUGCAUACCCCCAGUCUCAUAACGGCAUGGAAACAUCAGGAAAUAUUGUCCGGGAUACAAGCCCAAUACUAGAUCGGAUGCAAAGUGGGAGAAGACAAUGACUGUUGGCUUUGACUGUAUUAAAGAGAAACACCAUUGAUGCUCAUGCUUUACUGGAUCAGUUGAAGUGUGCUCCCAUCUAUUUAGUGAUUUGAAUAUUCCUAAUCUUAUCGCUCAGAUUCUUUCUUCUUUCUCUCUUUUUUCUUUAUUUUUAUUCUUGGCUUCUCAUGUAUUCAGUGUACAUUCAUUCAGAUGCUUGAAUCAUUUCACUUUGAUCUAUUCAUCCA
This is a messenger RNA of Malania oleifera, 1441 nucleotides long. Its product is annotated as lipid phosphate phosphatase 2-like. The record is from RefSeq and is a predicted model, not a curated record. NCBI's taxonomy places the organism in Eukaryota, Viridiplantae, Streptophyta, Magnoliopsida, Santalales, Ximeniaceae. Bases 260 to 1216 code for a protein of 318 amino acids. Gene Ontology annotation, biological process: phospholipid metabolic process. The transcript is spliced from 8 exons. Gene Ontology annotation, molecular function: phosphatidate phosphatase activity.